CGGGCCACGCUUUGUUCGGCGGGCGGGAGCCAGGCGCGGCGCUUUGUCCCGCCGGGAGCGUGUCCGGCUCUGGGUUUGAGCCAUCGUCCGGGCCAGGAUGAGCUGGAGUUUCCUGACCCGGCUCCUGGAGGAGAUCAACAACCACUCAACCUUUGUGGGCAAGGUCUGGCUCACUGUCCUCAUCAUCUUCCGCAUCGUGCUGACUGCCGUGGGCGGCGAGUCCAUCUACUACGACGAGCAGAGCAAGUUUGUGUGUAACACGCAGCAGCCGGGCUGCGAGAACGUCUGCUACGAUGCCUUCGCACCCCUUUCCCAUGUCCGCUUCUGGAUCUUCCAGAUCAUCAUGGUGGCCACGCCCUCCGUCAUGUACCUGGGUUUCGCCAUGCACCGCCUUGCCCGCGGGCCGGAGGGCCACCGGCGGGGGGGCAGGGGCCAGCGGGUGCGCAUGCCCGUGGUGCGGCGGGGUGCCGGGCGGGACUACGAGGAGGCAGAGGAGGAUAACGAGGAGGAUCCCAUGAUCUUCGAGGAGAUCGAGGUGGAGAAAGAGAAGGGUGGGGAGGGGGGUGAGAAACACGAUGGGCGCCGGCGGAUCCGCCAGGAUGGGCUGAUGAAGGCCUACGUGCUGCAGCUCUUGUGCCGCUCGGUGCUGGAGGUGGCCUUCCUCUUCGGGCAGUACGUGCUGUACCACUUUGAGGUGAGCCCCUCUUAUGUGUGCAACCGCAGCCCCUGCCCGCACAUCGUCGACUGCUUCGUCUCCCGGCCCACCGAGAAGACCAUCUUCCUGCUCAUUAUGUACGCGGUCAGCGGGCUCUGCCUCUUCCUCAACCUGCUCGAGCUCUGUCACCUGGGGAUCGGCCGCAUCCGGGACUUGGUGCGCCAGAGCAGCGACAGCCCGAGCCCCCACGACAGCCACUCUGGGCCGCACUAUGCCAAGAAGGCCCCCAGCGCGCCUCCCACCUACCACUCGCUGAAGAAAGAGCCCCCCAAGGGCCAGCUGGCCAACGGGAAGCUGGACUACAGCGGGAACCUGGCCAGCUCUGCAGCCGAGCGCUCCCGCGAGCACGAGCUGGACCGGCUGCGCAAGCACCUCCGCAUGGCCCAGGAGCACCUGGAGAUGGCCUUCCAGCUGAACCCCCCGCUGGAGACGGCCAGCCCCUCGCGCAGCAGCAGCCCUGAGGCCAAUGGUCUCGCUGCCGAGCAGAACCGCCUCAACUUGGCCCACGAAAAUGAAGGGUCUGCUUGCGAGAGAACCACAGGAUUGUGAGCGGCUGGGCCCCUCAGCGGCUGCAGAGAUGGUGACAGGGAAUGGCUGGGACUGGCAAUAUGCUCCUGAGGAGACCACUGGAACCUGGACAGCCUGUGCUGAGGAAACGGGGGGUGGGGGGGUGGACGACACAGGGUUGGGGGCUGAGCUUCUGAGGAGGGCUGGGCUGGGAAGCCCUCUGCCUCCUGUGGGGCUCCAGCAGGGCAGGUUGGCAUGGGGAGGUGACUUGUGGGGAGGAACAUUCCUUCACUUUUCUCACUUUUUUUAGAAAAGGGAAUCUUUUAUUUUUGUACUUUUUAUAAACUUGUCAGUGCAUAUCCCCAGCCCCCGCCCCAAACACCUGCGGCCCUCCUCCCCACUGGGACCUUCAGUCAGACCCUUCCCAGCCGUGUGACACACACACACACACACACACCCUGCCCUGCCCGCAGUGAGGGAUGCUGCACUGUCAUGGGAAAGGGCUUGUGUGCAGUCGCUUGGAGGCAGUUGCUUUCCCACGGUGGCAGGGAGCUGUCUCAGAGUGGGAAUCCUAUGGGAUCCAGCAGGUCUGGGCCUAUGUGCACCAUCCCCUUGGGGUCCUUCCUCCAAGCUGGGUCUGACAUCUUCAUCUCGAUCUCGUGGCUGCAACCAGCCUGGGGGAGCCAAGCCAGUGGAGAUGCCUACCCAGAGUUGCAGGCAGACUGGUUCGCACCGAGCUUUAAAUAUGGGGCAUCCAUUCCCUGUGGGGGGAGGGGAGCUGGUUCCCAGCUGAGCUGCAAGUGGGAAUGGCCAGUCUCUGCGCAGGAGAGCCCUGGUCCCUGGGUUUUUGUCAGGGGGCCUGUUCCAGACAGGGCCCCUGGGUGUCUCCUCCACCUAAUGCUCAUGCUCUCUGGAUUGGCUGGUGUGGGGGUUGUAGGUUAGCAAGAGGCUGAGCAGGUCUCUGGGGGGUGAAUAGGGCACUACGAGGUGAGGGUUUACAUGCUACCCAGCGGGAGGGCAGAGGCCGCGCUGAGGGGGCAGCUGUGCUGUAAACUCAGCCCCAAGGGCCAAAGACCCACACUGAUUGUAAAGCAGCUUGUGGACGCAGCGGCACAAGCCCCCCCCCCUCCUCCCCCCCCACGUUGCACACGUAGGUACGAACUGCCAGGCUGGGGGCUCUGCCCAGGUCCUGGUGUCUGAUUUGCACGGGGAAGAGGGACUGGCAUCUCCGGCUCCCUGCCAGCGGGGCCGGUGUGGCAGGGGCCCUGACCCAGCCUGUUUCCUUCACUUCCCCUGCCGGCAGCUUUGCAUCUGGCUGGCUGGUGCUUGGGCCAAAGCUGAUUCGGUUACAUUCCAAGACUCAGGCAUCCCGGAGGCAUCUGCUUUCCUGUCUGGGGCAUGGCGCGGCAAACGCGGGUUCCUGUGCUGUGGCAGAGCCUGCAUGCCUUCGGACAGUCCAGAACCAGCUGGGAAAUGCUGGGUGUGUCUGAUCAUCUCAGCCUGGGUCACGUGAUUAUUUUGUGUCUUUGCUUUUUACUCAAAUGAUUAUGAAGUUUUUAUAUUUUAGUAAAACUUGGAGAUGUUUUGUA
Molecule: messenger RNA, 2811 nt
Organism: Malaclemys terrapin pileata
Lineage: Eukaryota; Metazoa; Chordata; Testudines; Emydidae
Product: gap junction gamma-1 protein-like
Exons: 3
Coding region: 98-1264 (388 amino acids)
Biological process (GO): cell communication
Cellular component (GO): connexin complex
Source: RefSeq, a predicted model, not a curated record